Molecule: messenger RNA, 6741 nt
Organism: Amoebophrya sp. A25
Lineage: Eukaryota; Dinophyceae; Syndiniales; Amoebophryaceae
Source: the annotation of a GenBank genome assembly
CUCGAUCUUAGAAGCCGCUACACCUCGGACUGCUGAAUGAAGAUUUGUGUCCAACAUCUCGAAAGCGGUUUUCCACUUUGCCAUCAAAAAGUUGAAGUUCUACUUCGCAAUCGCAACACCAACGAAGGUCCACAAGAUGUUUUACUCUAGCAGUGCGCCUUCUAGUGCGCCAGGACCUGGAGAUGGCGGCUCCUCAUCUAGCACCACUGGCAACAGUCACUUCAUUCCACGGCGUAUGACCUCUUUUCAGCCUGCGCCACGAACGAAUUCCCUGAUGUUGCACAACAUCCUACCAGCAAAGACAACUGCUUCGUCUCGUGCCUGCUCUUUUGACCAUGGCGGCGCUUCAGUAGAUCAGCAUGUAAGGGUAAGGCUGAGGAUGCCCAGCGUAGGGUUGCGGAUGCCAGCCACAUCACCUGCAGCUGCAUCGCAGAGCAUUGCCGCUGGUGCUGGUGGAGCUGUAUCUUCUACUUCUAGUGCACAACAAUACAUGGUUGUAGAUACCACGAACAGUAGUUGUGCGCCAGUAGCCGCGUCAACGAGAGGCUUGCUCAAUACAAACGGCAUAGCUGGAGUAGCUUGGCACAACAACAACAGUGCUAUUGGACGGAAAACACCUGGAGGUAGUCUACUCCUGAGGGAAACCCCUUCGGCUUCAUCUGCUGGUGGCGGUGGUGGUGCUUCUGGUGGUGCUUCUGGUCAAGCUAGUAGUUGGGACUACACGAGCAAACGUCCGCCUUCGGGAGCAUCUUCAGGAGUGUCCUCUACUACGACAAGAACGUCUCCUGUCCUAGAAGUCUGUUCUAGAAGAGGUAAUAUCCAUACUGGAACUGGUGCUCGUGACGUCACUCACACUUCGACUUCCAACAAACAACUGAAUAUGAUAAGUUCCCCAAUUAUAAUCACCGGCGCGGGCUCUGCUACUCCUACUUCAUCGAGUCCCGGUCUGGCUCCAGGAGGCCAUCAACGGGCCACGGCUACUCCCUUACAGGGUCGAACUACGCUCAUUUCAACGCCAAAUGCCACAACUAACCAAGAGUCUCCUCUCGUGGUACCUUCAUUAAGGCGAGUUUAUCCCUAUCCCAUGUGGACUGUGCUCCUCAGUGGAUUCCCCUUAGAAGUCAAGGGAAACCUUCUAAGGGGAAAGAAGGCAAGUCGUGGUUACUUAACGUUAACCAUGGAUAGUGAAAAACUACCUUUAACUUGAGCUUCCUCACCUCCAGCCCGUAGAUCCUCUCAAUUGCAGAAAAUUCUACAACAAGACAAUUUAGGCACUUCUAGUACUGCAUUCAGUAGGACUCCGCCAUCUACUUCAAAAAACACUACUCAAACUCAACAUGCACAUACUCGUCUCAAGGAGCCCUUGCCUUCCUUGCCUUUUGCCACCUCUAGUACAGCAUCUUCUUCUUCGACAACUUCCGCUUCACAACAUUACCUCGACGCUGCACCAGCCGACCAUGAUACCCAUCGUGGUCGGCGUUCCAGUUUACUCUCCUCCUCAACGAGACCUCCACGACCUAGCUCCUCCCGGCCUAGUCCCUUUCGUGGUGGCAGCAAGACACCAACGCCGAAAAAAAAUAGCAGUCUGGUCAUAGAACAUCAAGUUCUAGUAGAACGACAAGGCUCGGGUAGCUGGUCAAAUUCAAAACAACAAGGAAUACAAGGUGGUCGAGCAGGUGUAAGGGCGGGUCAAGCAGGUGUAAAGACCAAUGAUGUACUAAGGACUAGCUCAACAUCUAUGCCAACAAAUGCCUCGUCUACCGUAUCCACCACGCAACAUGGCAAAACGGGAGGACAGGGAGCAUCCUCUGGCCCCUCUUCUGUAUCAGCUGCUUCCUCAUCAACAAGGCGUCUUUCCAACAGUAGAAACGAUUCCACUUCUGUGCGCAGAGUCUCAUCCAGACGCUCAUCUUCAACCGGAAAAAUCUACGAACCACCGUCAAAAGACAAGGCACGAGAGCGAGAGCCUACUUCUACAGCUAAGCCUACGUCGACGGCUACUUCAGCUCACCAAUAUGAUCUUCAGAGAAAAGGGCAAGCGCCGUCCGUAGCACAUAUGCCAUUCACUGUUGGCAACGUUAGUACAACCAGGGUAUAUGCACCUAGAGGCGUUAAGGCACUUUUUAUAGGUAGAAAAAGUACUAAGAAAAACAAUAGAUCAAAUGUACGAGGAUUUUGUAAGGAGAUUUUUGUUGACUUCAUCGGAUUUCAUUUAUGAACCCUGUCGAAAUUGUUUCUCAAACUUACUCGUCAAAAAAAGACUUAUACUGAUCAUUUAGAUUCAGUAACUUCAUAAUUUGUACAACAUAGUUAGCGAACUUCGUCCUCCUCUUCUGCUAUCUUCGCUAAUGCUGCUGCCACUACCGCACCAAGUUCCUCCUCGCCCGUUGAUCCUUCCACCAGUACAAAUGCUGCCACAAGCACAACAUCAGGCCCUUCACAUUCUACGACUUCUGCCGCAGCAGUGGCCACAGGCGUCACUAGAGGACACGUAUUGCAUCGUAGUGGACAACUUGAUUUUAGUGCUAUGAGACGGAUCCGGUCUCCCGGUUUGCCCUCUGCCGCUGAAAUGCUGAGACAGUCCUUGAGUACAGUUCGAACAACACCUGCUACGCCGUAUUUUCCAUCACGGACUAUGGCUAUGCCUUCCUCUAGUACUUGUGGAAAAGGAAAUUCACCACUCUUACCAGGAGGGUCGACGUCGUCGAUUUCGAGUCAGCAACCACCUCUAAAUCAUUUCCCUCCGCAAGCUCAACACCAGCAACAACAGCGUAGGAGCCCUUCGUCUGAUCUUCCAAUUCGUGAGAUUCGAAAUUGUAGAGGUAUUUCCAUUUUCCAACAGGAACGAAUCGGUCAGAACCCCCACCACGACUUGGUGCAGCGUGAGCCGCCACGACCACAGCAGGUUCCAGAACCAUCUCCGAGGCCCACUGAAGAUGCUGGGAAUAUUACUGCUGGUGCUUUAGAUGAUCAUGAUGGUGAAGAAGAAGCAGAAGUGCAAAACGAAAAGGAAAACAAGAACACCAAGAGUACUACAAUCGCAUCCUCUUUCUCGGCCACUCCUAAUGAGCUAUGUUUACCUUCGAUGGAGGAAAGCUCGGUUAUGAGAAACACAAAACGAAGCAAGAUGUUGAAGCGUAGCGAUGGUUGUAGCGGACGAGGAUCAACUGCUUUACCUUCAUCAUCGUCUUCCAGUACGGCCCUUCCUCGUGGUCGCGUGCAAACGUGCGCCUCUUUGAGGUCCCCCCACGCCGUCGCACCUAGAUCAUCCCCAAGAUUUGCAGGUCGUCAGCCUCCUGUUUUUGCUAGUAAGUCGACGUCCAGUGUGGGAGCUGCUGCUGCAGGUGCCACGCCCUCCUGCAAUGGUCCUCUUCAGUUCACCAGUGGGUCGGCAAUGAUGUUUCUCAGUAUGAACAAUACUGCUCGGAUGAAUAGCAGCACCUCGUCCAACGUCGAUGCAACUGGUACAACUUCAAGUCAACAGCAAAUUAGAAGUGCUAGUCAUGAUGAUACACGCCUUCAAAGCGGUCGUGGAAUCACGCUGGAGGAGCAAAAUCAUACUAGAGUAGGAGCACAGGCAACACGACGUGGUAUUGCGACGCCAGACUUGGGUAAGCAGCUACAUCAAUUGCAUGAAGACCACGUGAGAAAGUCUCCUCUAGAUUUAGCGCCACCUCCACCAAAAAAACGCCACUGUCCUCCAAGCAGCUCUUACGUACCGCAAGUAGGAGGAGAUAUCGACGCGAGCUCUUCAAUCGUCGAUGUGUCCGUUGCGAGUCUAGAAGCAUCAGAGGUUUUUGGAAAACGGACGCUGCUCUUCAAGCCGCCAGCGCGUGUUGAAAUGUUGGACGAUGCUGAAGACGAAAGUGCUAAGGAAGCAACAUCAACUACUUUUGCUGGUAAAGUAGAAGCAAAGCCUAGUGCUACAUUUACAUCUUCUUCUCCACCGACAGGAACAGGAUCCUCUUCUCCAGCGGAGACCACGGCUUCGCCACCGCCACCAUCCACUUUUCUAGCAUCCUCUGCUUCCCCACCAUCAAGAAAUGGAAAUGAUGAUCCUUCUGCACCUUCCUCUGCUUCAAGAACUUCAGGUUGUACAUCAUCUUCAUCUACUACUGCGUGGUCUCUUCACCCAGCAGCUGGAGCAAAGUCAAGCUCUUCAACCUCCGCCUCACCCGGUGGGCCUUUUUUAUCACGGCCCAGGCGUGUAAACUCCUCACCGGAAAUGGAGAGACGGAGAUUGUCUGAUGUAGACUUGCUAACCGCUUCCGUAGCAGAACGUGUGCAAUUGUGGGAGAGAGUGGCUUCACCUCCUCCUGGGGAAGAUACUACAACUUCAUCGAGUAUUUUUGACCUUCAAGGCGCUAUCAACUACGCAGACAAUAUUACGCAUGAGGGAAGGGGAGCAACGACAGCAAAUGCACUCCAACUCUUGCAAACAAAGGUGGACUUGUGGCCUUUGGAAGAGGAAGAGACCGUAGAAGUUUUGGUAGAAGAUAUGCGCCACCAAGGUACUAGUAGAACUAGUCAUGGAGAUGUAGUAGGUCAUACUAGUAGAACUAGUCAUGGAGAUGAUGUACAUGUAGUAGGUCAUGGAAAUGUAGUAAAAGAAGAACUGAUCAUGUCCUUGGAAACGCGUAUGCUAUCACAAGACUUGGUUUUGGAGGAUGCGGAUUGUAGUGGUGUUAGCUGCAAAGCUGAGGAACAAGAAGUACAUCACUCCCAGUUGCAGCUAGAAGCUUCCAACCAUCCUGGAUCGGAGAAAGUUUUUCCUGCAGUAGCACAACAGCAACACAGAAAAUCGUCGACGCGUAGGAAAUCAUCUCUGAAAAAUAAAGAUAGAGAUAAUUCAAAGUCAACUACAAAUACAAAAGCUUCGUCAUCUUCCAGUUGUGCUGCAGAAACUAGAGCAUCACGGCGAAGACGGCUGCCUAAUUUGGGCCUUGCGUGUAGUACUUUGAACUCGAUUUUAUCGCCAGAACGUUUCACGUCGGAUGGAGACGCGAUGGACAGUGGUCAUCAACAGGUAGAAGAAGGUCAACAUGUAGAAGCUGAACCCCAGGAGCAAAGAAAAUCAUCUUCAUCAAAGUUCACAUCAACACUUCUCGCCGCUAAAAGUACAAAGACUACGAAGACUAAAAGUAGUAUUGGUGUGCUGCCAACACCUUCUAGAAGAAAACUACGAAAGAUUAUAGCGUCCCAACAAGAGGAGGCGAACAAGGAGAAAGAGCAGACUAGUUGUAGUCCUCGUCUUGCUGAUCGUGGUGACCACGCAUAUGUAGGAGAGCCUGACGUAGGAGAGGUAAAAGUAGUAAGAGAACCUUCUACUGAAAGGCCAAAAGUUUCAGCAGUCGGAGAAGAUGAUUUGACGCCUACGGAGUUGAAAAACUUUACGGGACACUACUAGAAGGAGGUGACAGCCCCAUACAGUCAGACCGCUUAAGCGAUACCCAUAUAUUUAUAAUAAUGUGGCAUCAGCAAUAAUAUCAUAACCUGCCUAGAAAAACAUCUUCUAAUCGCUUAGUUUUUGCUUUGUUCAAUGUGGAUUCCCAAAGUCACGAGAGGCAACCUCUGCGUGCCGUAUGGCAGGUCAUAGAGGAACGGAGCGGAGGGCUACUUCUUCUGGACAGUAUGCGGAGACGGGAAGAUGAAACGAAGAAGCAAGAUAUAGAUCUAGAAGUACAACUCGGUUUAUUACGCUUAGAAGGGGCGGAGAAAAAAACUACGAGUCCAUGUUGUGGUCCUCUACCUUCUGCUUUGUCUUCAUCUGAACACCAUGAAGAGGAUCCUGGUCUUGCACAGCAGGAUCAUCGUCAACAAGCCUCGCCAAAAUCAUCGUCUUCUUCAGCAUGUCCGAAACAAGACGACAGCAACCCUGAAGUAAACCAAGCAGAGGACCCUGGAGCACUACCAGAUGAGCAGGAGCAUAAGUCUAGAAGUAGCGUAGAUGUAGAAGUAGAGCAAUUAGACCCUGGUAGUGCCUCACUUGCCCCAUGUGAAACGUUGUUGUGGAAGAUGCAGGUGGCUGAAGCGUAUUUCCGGUCCCCGCACUUGGUCCAGUAUACAAUCCCAGAGCAACCACUGGAACCAGGACAGUGUAUUCAGUUCAAAUACAAGCACCGAACGUCGUACAUAACUGAAGUCCCAGAAGAUGCUCAACCUGGUGAAGUACGACUACACAAAAUGACCAAGAAUGGACCUUUACCACUAUCUCGUGGUGAUGCGGAAUUAAAGAUGCUUGAAAGACCAGAAGUAAAUCGGAGGGACCUGUAUUUUUUGCAUUGUUGUUGCUGUAUUUAUAGAGAUGAUCUCCUCUUUAUUUCUAAUAUUAAGUUUCUUCUUGGGCAUUCAGCAGGAGCUUUCAAUUCCACUCGGAAUGUCCUCCUUAUUCCAGAUAGGUAUUGCGCGGUCCUGCUAUCAGAAACUUCGCCACUCUUUUUUAGUAGCUUCAUUGAGAAAUUUGUAUUUGGAUUAGACUACAAACAAACAAACACCAUUAAAUUCAACAGAAUGGAGCAGCUUCGGUCUGGGUGCCGUUUGUGCCGACGGGAAGGACAAACAAUAGAAGACUUGGUGACUUCAUCUGAAUGGCACGAAAGGAAUCGGGAAUUAGCUGAAAUGUACUCUGCCUUGUGCGGUCAAGCCAUGGAUUGUCUGUUAGCGACAGUGCCUGAAGACACCGAAUUACCAGGUGAGGCAGAGGAGGAGCUGGAUUUACUGUUGAAACAAGGGAGUGGAUGA